AUAAACAUCAACAUAAUGAGAAUAUAGCAUUUUGAAAAUUCUCUUUUAAUUGGAAAGCUUUGGAUAGGAUCAAUAUCUGAUGCUGCAAUCAUAUUAUUUGUGUUAGGUUCUUAUGCAAUGCUUUAAUGUAAAAAUUAUGAUUAUGUAUAAAUUAGAUUAUUUUAUCUAUUUUUUUUCAGCAGAUUAUUACCUUUCAAAUUCAUUAUUCAAUUGGAUAUGCAUUGUUUUGUUUUUGUUUAAUUUUUUAUGUGGAACAUUUACAGAACCAGGAGUAGUAAGAAGACUUUAACCAAAUGAUGAUGAAUCUUCAAUAUCUAUAAAAUCUUUUGAUAUUGGAAGAAGUGUUGAAAUAGGAGAAUAUUUCUAAGAAAGGUUUUGUUCAAAAUGUAAAGUUAUAAGACCUCCAAAAACUAGUCAUUGUUAUAAUUGUAAUAAUUGUGUAAAGAUGUAUGAUCAGUAUGUAUUUACAUAUUAUAAGUCAUUGCACAUUUAUGAGUAAUUGCAUAGGAUAAAGAAAUUACAAAUAUUUUAUAGGUUGGAUUUAUACUCUUAAUAUUUAAUGUAUAAUCUGGUAUUGUGUACUCUUAUAACAUACAUUUGAAAAGUUUAAUAUGACUGAAGCUUUAGAUAAAUUAUAUAAAUCAUAAAUACUUUAAAGUGCAACUCUAGGUUUAUUGCUUUCAUUUUGCUGUUCUUGUACUUUUUUGUAAGAAUUUACACUUAUAUUGCAGCCUACGAGGAUGUUGUUAAAAAAUGAUUAAUAUGACAUUAAUCAUUUGUUUCUCUAUUUGCUUAUAUAUAGGAUACAAUUUUAAUAAAAUCUAUUAUGAAAACUAUUUUUGUAGUCUCAUAUUUAUAAUUGUUACUCUUCCUGGAGCUUUGACGUAUUUCUUAAAUCAAUUUAUAUAGGGCUUUGGCUGUUGCUAUAAGAUAAUCUUAUCAUUUAGCAAUUGGAGUUAAUCAAAAGGAAUGGUCAGUUUUAGCAAGACAAAUUAAUCAAAAACAUGAAUCAUAAAAUCACAUUGAAUUAGCUGAGACUUAAAAUACUUAAUAAAAUAGAGCUUCUUAGGAUUAAGAUUAAGGAAAUCAAUUAGAGAAUGAAUCUUUUGAUGAUAAAUAAUUAAGAUAAAAAAUUAUUGAAGAAAUUGAAGAUAACCCUUAAUUAAAAGGUCAUUUAUCAGAAGAGAAAAUUGAAUAUAUUUUCUAACAAAGAAGAAAUUAUUAUUUAAGAUAAAAAUAAAUUAUAGAUGCAAAUCUAUAAGUUUAGGCUUAUAAAUAAAAUGCUUCUUUGAAGAAUUAUUUUAUCAAUUUAAUUAAAAUAAUUUCCGAGAAAUAAUGUUAAAGUGAGUUAUAUUGA
Paramecium sonneborni is the source of this 1357-nucleotide messenger RNA. Lineage: Eukaryota; Ciliophora; Oligohymenophorea; Peniculida; Parameciidae. The record is from the annotation of a GenBank genome assembly.